AUGUUCCAAGGGCGAACAAAGUACACUAGCAACUUCUUGGUGAAGGUGGGUACUUGGCAGCUAGAGGAAUCCGUGGCUGUGGGGGAAGAACCAACGUAUAUUUUCCUUCGCAUCCCAAUACCCCGGGUAUGGUUGUCGACAAACCGGCCCAGGAACGAUCUCUGCUCCUCAGAAUUCCAGUCGUCAUCAUCAACGCCUCCGCCCGCCAAGGGCGAAAUGGUUGCUUUAUGUUGCCACUGUUGUCACAGGGACCUCCGGGCACUUGCGUCAAGACGGACAGGAUCUACAGCUGGAGCACUACGACGUCCGCGUUCUUGCUUUGUUGCUCAUCCUCUAUUAUCUUUCUUCGCACCUCUGUUCCAUACUUACCAACAUGGCCAGGCAUCAUCUGGGCCCGGUUUUUGUAUUAUCUUUGCUGGUAGCUGUGGUCAAACAAAUUUAUCCGAUUGCCUGACGACCGCUCAAGUUUCCCACCUUUCUUUCUCUGCCAUUUUUAUUAUGGGGCAGUCGGUCCAUACUUCAGCAGCUUUAACUCUCAGAAGUACCUCACAGACGUCGAACAUGAUGGAUUUUCAGAACUUCCUAAGGAAGAUGGUGAAUCUUCAACCCCGCGACGUGGUAGGAAACGAAGAUCUCCGAAAUCAAACUGUCGACGAGUCAGCAAACUAUAUUGUAAGCUGGUUCUGGAGAGCUAAUGGUGUAACUAUGGAAGAGGAUGGAGUGGAUGAUGCCCGGACAGUUCAUUCGCAGGGUGUUUAG
This is a messenger RNA of Guyanagaster necrorhizus, 759 nucleotides long. RefSeq lists its product as uncharacterized. The record is from RefSeq and is a predicted model, not a curated record. Bases 1 to 759 code for a protein of 252 amino acids. The transcript has 2 exons. Lineage: Eukaryota; Fungi; Basidiomycota; Agaricomycetes; Agaricales; Physalacriaceae.